AAAACAACGUCUCAGCUCCAGAUCUUGGACUUGAACAUAAAUCUAUAGACACGUGAGCUGCAUUUCAAACCAUCUCAAACAUGCCUUCUUUGGAAAAGAUUCGCGCUAUAUUCGACCUCAUCAGCACAGGCCAAACGCAGGCCUUUUUCGAGAAUAUUGAUGAGAAUGUUGAUUGGACCGUCAAAGGAACAUACUGCCCGAUCUCCGGACAUUAUAAAUCUAAACAAGCAUUCCACGAAGGCACACGCGCUCUGUCGUCAACAUGGGCUACACCACUCUGCCUCGUCGUGCAAGAUAUCAUCCAUGACGGGGCAAACAAAGCAGCCGUAGAGCUGAAGGCUGUCGGUGUGGAGUGCAAAGAUGGACUGAAGUUCACAAACGAGUACGUAUGGGUAUGUCAUUUCAAUGACCAAGACAAGAUCGUGAAGAUCAAUGCAUUCAUGGAUACAGAUUUGGUGACCAAGGCGAUUGAGCGGAAUCCAUUAUAA
Messenger RNA from Boeremia exigua, 488 nucleotides. RefSeq lists its product as uncharacterized. Bases 81 to 488 code for a protein of 135 amino acids. The transcript is spliced from 3 exons. Lineage: Eukaryota; Fungi; Ascomycota; Dothideomycetes; Pleosporales; Didymellaceae. The record is from RefSeq and is a predicted model, not a curated record.